This is a messenger RNA of Myotis myotis, 7877 nucleotides long. RefSeq names its product chromodomain helicase DNA binding protein 3 (gene CHD3). Gene Ontology annotation, biological process: chromatin remodeling; negative regulation of transcription by RNA polymerase II. The coding region runs from base 416 to 6724 and encodes 2102 amino acids. NCBI's taxonomy places the organism in Eukaryota, Metazoa, Chordata, Mammalia, Chiroptera, Vespertilionidae. The transcript has 40 exons. Gene Ontology annotation, molecular function: chromatin binding; ATP hydrolysis activity; ATP binding. Gene Ontology annotation, cellular component: nucleus; NuRD complex; chromatin. The record is from RefSeq and is a predicted model, not a curated record.
UUCUGAGGCAAUGGAAACGGAGGCCUCCAGUGUUAAUUGUGGCUAAUUUUCCCUUGGCUGUUGUGGGAGGAAGGAUUGUGUGUCCUGGAGCAAGGGGCUGGGCCAAGCGCUGGUUCUCUCCAGCACAGCCACAGCCACAGCCACAGCCACCUCUGUCUAACAAGACAGGUCUGGCUGGUUAGUCUAAUGCUUGCUGUGGGAGCAAAGCCAAUCAGGGCUCCAUGUCUCUGUGGCAUCAGUGUCUUCCUCUGCAUGGAGUAACUCUGUCUCCUAAGCCUCCACAGACUGGCAGGGGUCAUGGGAAAUGGAGCAGGGGGAAAUCAAGGAAGAACCAGCCCUGGCCUCUCUGACAGACAUUUGGAGAGAAAGUUAGGGGCCUAGUAGCCCUGCUGAAAGCAGGUACAGGCUAUCCUCGAUGUGUGCUUAUAAGGAUGACAUUCGACUGCUGCCUUCAGCAUUGGGUGUGAAGAAGAGAAAACGAGGACCCAAGAAGCAGAAGGAGAACAAGCCAGGAAAACCCCGAAAACGCAAGAAGCUUGACAGUGAAGAGGAAUUUGGCUCUGAGCGAGAUGAGUACCGGGAGAAGUCGGAGAGUGGAGGCAGUGAGUAUGGAACUGGACCAGGUCGGAAGCGGAGACGGAAGCACCGAGAAAAAAAGGAGAAGAAGACCAAGCGGCGGAAAAAAGGGGAGGGAGAUGGCGGGCCCAAGCCUGGUGUCUCCCAGCAGGUAGAGCAGAAGUCAUCAGCAACUCUGCUUCUCACCUGGGGCCUGGAGGACGUGGAGCAUGUGUUCUCGGAGGAGGAUUACCACACGCUUACCAACUACAAAGCCUUUAGCCAGUUCAUGAGGCCCCUAAUUGCUAAGAAGAAUCCUAAGAUCCCAAUGUCGAAGAUGAUGACCAUCCUUGGAGCCAAGUGGAGAGAGUUCAGUGCCAAUAACCCCUUCAAGGGGUCGGCAGCAGCUGUGGCAGCAGCAGCGGCUGCAGCAGCCGCAGCUGUAGCUGAGCAGGUGUCAGCUGCUGUCUCAUCGGCCACCCCCAUAGCACCUUCCGGAUCCCCUGCCCUUCCACUCCCACCUGCUGCUGAUAUCCAACCCCCACCCAUCCGAAGAGCCAAAACCAAAGAGGGCAAAGGUCCCGGCCAUAAGAGGCGGAGUAAGAGCCCCCGAGUGCCUGACGGACGCAAGAAGCUUCGGGGAAAGAAGAUGACACCACUCAAAAUCAAACUAGGGCUUCUGGGUGGCAAGAGGAAGAAAGGCUCAUAUGUUUUUCAGAGUGACGAGGGCCCCGAACCAGAGGCUGAGGAGUCAGACCUGGAUAGUGGCAGUGUCCACAGUGCCUCAGGCCGUCCUGAUGGCCCUGUCCGCACCAAGAAACUAAAGAGAGGCCGGCCAGGGAGAAAGAAGAAGAAGGUCCUGGGCUGUCCUGCAGUGGCCGGGGAGGAGGAGGUUGAUGGCUACGAGACGGAUCACCAGGAUUACUGUGAGGUGUGCCAGCAGGGUGGGGAAAUUAUUCUGUGCGACACCUGCCCCCGUGCCUACCACCUCGUCUGCCUUGAUCCUGAGCUUGACCGGGCUCCUGAGGGCAAAUGGAGCUGCCCCCACUGUGAGAAGGAGGGGGUACAGUGGGAGGCCAAGGAAGAGGAGGAGGAGUAUGAAGAGGAGGGAGAGGAAGAAGGGGAGAAGGAGGAAGAAGACGACCACAUGGAGUACUGCCGUGUGUGCAAGGAUGGUGGGGAGCUCUUGUGCUGUGACGCUUGCAUCUCCUCCUACCACAUUCAUUGUCUAAACCCACCCCUGCCUGACAUCCCCAACGGUGAAUGGCUGUGUCCCCGAUGCACAUGCCCCAUGCUGAAAGGCCGUGUGCAGAAGAUCCUGCAUUGGCGGUGGGGGGAACCGCCUGUGGCAGUGCCGGCCCCCCCACAGGUAGAUGGGAAUCCAGAUGCCCCACCUCCUCGUCCUCUUCAAGGCAGAUCAGAGCGAGAGUUCUUUGUCAAGUGGGUAGGACUGUCCUACUGGCACUGCUCCUGGGCCAAGGAGCUUCAGCUGGAAAUCUUCCACUUGGUAAUGUACCGAAACUACCAACGGAAGAAUGACAUGGAUGAGCCCCCACCCCUGGACUAUGGCUCUGGUGAGGAUGAUGGGAAGAGUGACAAGCGCAAGGUGAAAGAUCCGCACUACGCUGAGAUGGAGGAGAAAUAUUAUCGUUUUGGCAUCAAGCCAGAGUGGAUGACGGUCCACCGUAUCAUCAACCACAGUGUGGAUAAAAAGGGAAAUUACCACUAUUUAGUAAAAUGGAGGGACUUGCCAUAUGACCAGUCCACGUGGGAGGAAGAUGAAAUGAAUAUCCCCGAAUAUGAAGACCAUAAGCAAAGCUACUGGAGACACCGAGAACUAAUUAUGGGAGAGGACCCCGCCCAGCCCCGAAAGUAUAAGAAGAAGAAGAAGGAGCUACAGGGUGAUGGGCCUCCCAAUUCUCCUACUAACGACCCUACAGUGAAAUAUGAGACUCAGCCACGGUUUAUCACAGCCACUGGAGGCACACUGCACAUGUAUCAGCUGGAAGGGUUGAAUUGGCUACGUUUCUCAUGGGCCCAGGGCACUGACACCAUUCUGGCUGAUGAGAUGGGGCUGGGCAAGACCAUACAAACCAUCGUCUUCCUCUAUUCACUCUAUAAAGAGGGCCACACAAAGGGUCCCUUCCUGGUGAGUGCCCCGCUCUCUACCAUCAUUAAUUGGGAGCGGGAGUUCCAGAUGUGGGCACCCAAGUUUUAUGUGGUGACAUACACGGGUGACAAGGACAGCCGGGCCAUCAUUCGUGAGAAUGAGUUUUCCUUUGAAGAUAAUGCCAUCAAAGGCGGCAAGAAAGCCUUUAAGAUGAAGAGGGAGGCACAGGUGAAGUUCCAUGUUCUCCUGACAUCGUAUGAGUUGAUCACCAUUGAUCAGGCAGCACUUGGCUCCAUCCGCUGGGCCUGCCUCGUGGUGGAUGAGGCCCAUCGACUCAAGAACAACCAGUCCAAGUUUUUCAGGGUCCUCAAUGGCUACAAGAUAGAUCAUAAGUUACUGCUAACAGGGACUCCAUUGCAAAAUAAUCUGGAAGAGCUUUUUCAUCUGCUGAACUUCCUCACCCCAGAAAGGUUUAACAACCUGGAGGGCUUCCUGGAGGAGUUUGCAGACAUAUCCAAAGAAGACCAGAUUAAAAAACUGCAUGAUUUGCUGGGGCCACAUAUGCUUCGGAGGCUCAAGGCUGACGUCUUUAAGAACAUGCCAGCCAAGACAGAGCUCAUCGUUCGAGUGGAGCUGAGUCCCAUGCAGAAGAAAUACUACAAGUAUAUCCUGACUCGAAAUUUUGAGGCCUUGAAUUCACGAGGUGGUGGGAACCAAGUGUCACUGCUUAACAUCAUGAUGGAUCUUAAGAAGUGCUGCAACCAUCCAUACCUCUUUCCUGUGGCUGCUAUGGAGUCCCCAAAACUCCCCAGUGGGGCUUAUGAGGGUGGGGCACUUAUUAAGUCGUCUGGGAAGCUCAUGCUGCUGCAGAAGAUGCUGCGGAAGCUGAAGGAGCAAGGACACAGAGUGCUCAUCUUCUCACAGAUGACCAAAAUGUUAGACUUGCUAGAGGAUUUCUUAGACUACGAAGGCUACAAGUAUGAGCGCAUCGAUGGUGGCAUCACUGGUGCCCUGAGGCAGGAGGCCAUUGAUAGAUUCAACGCUCCUGGGGCCCAACAAUUCUGCUUCCUCCUGUCCACCCGAGCUGGGGGCUUGGGCAUCAAUCUGGCCACUGCAGACACUGUCAUCAUCUUCGAUUCUGACUGGAACCCUCAUAAUGACAUCCAGGCCUUUAGCCGCGCUCAUCGAAUCGGCCAGGCCAACAAAGUAAUGAUUUACCGGUUUGUGACUCGUGCAUCAGUGGAAGAGCGAAUCACACAAGUGGCCAAGAGAAAGAUGAUGCUGACCCACCUGGUCGUGCGUCCUGGGCUGGGCUCCAAGGCGGGCUCCAUGUCCAAGCAGGAGCUGGAUGACAUCCUCAAAUUUGGCACUGAGGAACUAUUUAAGGAUGAAAACGAGGGGGAGAACAAGGAGGAGGACAGCAGUGUGAUUCACUAUGACAAUGAGGCCAUUGCUCGGCUGUUGGACCGAAACCAGGAUGCAACCGAAGACACUGAUGUGCAGAAUAUGAACGAAUAUCUCAGUUCCUUCAAGGUGGCCCAGUAUGUGGUGCGGGAGGAAGACAAGAUUGAGGAGAUCGAACGGGAGAUCAUCAAGCAGGAGGAGAACGUGGACCCUGACUACUGGGAAAAGCUGCUGAGGCAUCACUAUGAGCAGCAGCAGGAGGACCUAGCCCGGAACCUCGGCAAGGGCAAGCGGGUUCGCAAGCAAGUCAACUACAACGAUGCUGCACAAGAGGACCAAGAUAACCAGUCAGAAUACUCAGUGGGAUCAGAGGAGGAGGAUGAAGACUUUGAUGAGCGUCCUGAAGGGCGUCGACAGUCAAAGAGGCAGCUCCGGAAUGAAAAAGAUAAGCCACUGCCUCCACUGCUGGCUCGUGUUGGGGGCAACAUUGAGGUGUUGGGGUUCAACACCCGGCAGCGGAAGGCUUUCCUCAAUGCCGUGAUGCGCUGGGGGAUGCCCCCGCAGGAUGCCUUCACCACUCAGUGGCUGGUGCGAGACCUAAGGGGCAAGACUGAGAAAGAGUUCAAGGCCUACGUGUCUUUGUUCAUGCGCCAUCUCUGUGAGCCCGGGGCAGACGGCUCUGAAACAUUUGCUGACGGGGUCCCUCGGGAGGGCCUGAGUCGCCAGCAAGUAUUGACCCGCAUUGGAGUCAUGUCUCUCGUCAAGAAGAAGGUACAAGAGUUUGAGCACAUCAAUGGGCGCUGGUCGAUGCCUGAGCUGAUGCCUGACCCCAGUGCUGACUCCAAGCGUUCCUCCAGAGCCUCCUCUCCUACCAAAACGUCUCCCACCACCCCCGAGGCUUCUGCUGCCAACAGUCCCUGCACCUCUAAGCCUGCUACUCCAGCUCCAAGUGAGAAGGGAGAUGGCAUAAGGACGCCACUUGAGAAGGAUGAAGCUGAAAACCAGGAGGAGAAGCCAGAGAAGAAUAGCAAAAUUGGGGAGAAGAUGGAGACAGAGGCUGACGCCCCCAGCCCGGCCCUAUCGCUCGGGGAGCGGCCGGAGCCAAGGAAGGCCCCUCUGGAGGAUGAAGAGCCAGGGGUGGCUGGAGAGAUGGAGCCUGAACCGGGGUACCGGGGGGACAGAGAGAAGUCAGCCACAGAGUCGACGCCAGGAGAGAGGGGGGAGGAGAAGCCGUUGGAUGGACAGGAACACAGGGAGAGGCCAGAGGGGGAAGCAGGGGAUUUGGGCAAGAGAGCAGAAGAUGUGAAAGGCGGCCGGGAGCUUCGGUCUGGGCCUCGAGACGAGCCACGAUCCAAUGGGCGACGUGAGGAGAAGGCAGAGAAGCCACGGUUCAUGUUCAAUAUUGCAGAUGGCGGCUUUACAGAGCUUCACACACUGUGGCAGAAUGAGGAACGGGCAGCUAUUUCCUCGGGGAAACUCAAUGAAAUCUGGCACCGAAGACAUGACUAUUGGCUUCUGGCUGGGAUUGUUCUCCAUGGCUAUGCACGGUGGCAGGACAUCCAGAAUGAUGCUCAGUUUGCCAUUAUCAAUGAGCCAUUUAAAACUGAAGCCAAUAAGGGGAACUUUCUGGAGAUGAAAAAUAAGUUUCUGGCCCGGAGAUUCAAGCUCCUGGAGCAGGCGCUGGUGAUAGAGGAGCAGCUUCGGCGGGCGGCCUACCUGAACCUAUCACAGGAGCCGGCGCACCCCGCCAUGGCCCUCCACGCCCGCUUCGCCGAGGCCGAGUGCCUGGCUGAGAGCCACCAGCACCUCUCCAAGGAGUCGCUGGCGGGGAACAAGCCGGCCAACGCCGUACUGCACAAGGGUAAGGGCCGCGGCGGCCCCGCGCGGGGGAGGGCCCACAACGCUGCUAUGGGAUGUUCUGACAACUCCCCGCCCCUAUGUCUUCCAAUGUCCUCCCCUAUCCUCCUUUUCUCCGUAUUUUCUUUUCCUUCUUCUCUCUCCGUCUAUCUCUGUGAUGAUCUGGUCUCUCUGCCUCUUUGCCUGACACUUACCCACUCACUGAGUCGCUCUUUUUCUGUGUACUUCUAUCAUUUUCUUCUUCUCUGGUUCUUUGACAUCUGUGUCCUCUCACUCUCUCUUUCUGACUUUAUCUGUCCGUCUGGCUCUUCAUCUCUUUUCCUGGCUCCAUCUCUCCCUUCCCUGUCUCUCUCUUGCCCUUCUUUCUCCGUGGCCCGGGCCCCAGUUCUGAACCAGCUGGAGGAGUUGCUGAGCGACAUGAAGGCAGACGUGACCCGCCUGCCGGCCACGCUGUCUCGAAUACCCCCCAUCGCAGCCCGCCUUCAGAUGUCCGAGCGCAGCAUCCUCAGCCGGCUGGCCAGCAAGGGCACGGAGCCUCACCCCACACCGGUCUUUCCCCCGGGUCCCUACGCCACACCCCCGGGGUACGGGGCGGCCUUCAGCUCCGCUCCCGUAGGGGCUCUGGCCGCCGCAGGCGCCAAUUACAGCCAGAUGCCUGCAGGGUCCUUCAUCACAGCCGCCACCAACGGCCCUCCAGUGCUGGUGAAGAAGGAGAAGGAAAUGGUGGGGGCAUUAGUGUCAGACGGGCUGGACCGGAAGGAGCCCCGAGCCGGGGAGGUGAUCUGUAUAGACGACUGACUGGAUCCCAGGCCUGCCCUUCACCCAGGCCCCGUGCCCGAGGCCGACCCCCAGCUCAGACUCUGGGGUCUGCUGCCAAUCCUCCGCCUUCCCCACCCGCUGGGCCACCACUGGGCUAGGAGCCCCUUUGCCCCUCUCUAUGACUCCUCUUUUCAAGAAGGGCCCUUUGUCUCUCUCCACUCCCACACAUCUUUCCCACCAUGCUUUGAAGACUGUGCUGGUGAGAAGAGGUCUGGGUGGGAAUUGGUUAGCAGGGUCUUCCAAGAACCUUUAUCCUCCACUGCCAAACAUACACAGCUUCCCAAUAAAUGGUUGUGGGGAGGUAAGAGGUGGAGCCUUUAUUCCUGCAGGAUAAGCUCCAUCUUGUGCAGAGGUGGGGGUUAGCACUGCCUGGCCUUUAGAAACUUCCGGUGGAGGGAAGGAGCUUUGAAGAGAGGAAGGGGACUUUAGAUAAGGAUGACCAUGAGCCCUGGCAGAGAGAAAGGGAAGAGGAGGGGUGGCUGCAUGUUUCCUUCCCUUGCCUCUCCUGAAAUAGAGUGUGGAGCAGUUAAAGGGAGUCAAUUGCUGUUCCGCCUCAGAAUAAAGGCGCCAUUCACUGGCUCAGUUACCUCCUGUGUACUGGCAUCUUGUGUUGGGCAUCUUACCCCCUCCACAGGGGCCAAGAACCACCCCUACAAAGAGAGUAAUGGUUGGGCGAUACCCCCUCAAGCCAAAGAGGAGCUCCCCAAUCUGACCUAGGGACCCAGGUGACCUAGAAAGGGUGGGAGAGAACACAAUGGGCCAGAUGCUGGGGGAACCCCCAGCUCUGGGGCUCAGGUUCUUUGAGGACUUCUCCCCUUUCUCCUGAAGGCCUGAAGACGGACUAAAUUUGAGUGUGUGAGGCAGGGGGCCUAGUCAGGAGGCUACUUGCUUUGAGGACCAGAGAAAAAUAAUGGAGAGCCGGCUAGGGAGACACGGGCACGCACACCCUCUUCCCAGGAGGGGCUGAGGAGAGUGGCAGUUUGCAUGGCGAACCCUCCACCUCCUCUUCGCUGCCCCUUCACUUUCUUGCUGGCCAUUCCCCAGUCUCUCUUCACACUCACUCCUGGUCUGUCCCAAUCCCCUCUUCUGUAUCAGGUUUAUUGGUUGUACAUAUAAAUUAUACUUUCCUUUC